GGGCAGCGCCCCAGGAGGAGGAUGGCCGGGCUCCGCUGCCUGCUCUGCCUGUGGUUCAGCUGGAGCUACGCGAGCGUGGGGCGCGCGGAGAGCCUGCAGCAGCACCCCCAGGGGUCCCACGACGCGCUCCCGGGACUGCUGGCCCGAGGCGCCGGCAGGAGCCCCGCACUAGAGAGACAGCCUCCGGACCAGGUGGCCGAGCAUAUGCUGCUCCUCUAUGACAAGUACCGCGGAGGUGGUCCUCCCAUGGCUGAGGCGCCCCCAAAACCCAGGCAGCCCCGGCACGCACCCCUCCCAGAGGGCAACACGGUCCGCAGCUUCCGAGCUCGAGGGCCAGGGACCCUGGAAAACAAAGAACUACAUAUUUUUAACCUGACUUCCCUAACCAAGUCUGAAAGUAUUUUGUCUGCAACCUUGCAUUUCUCCAUUGGAGAACUAAUAAACAUUAGUUCAACUUGCAUAUCUCCCAGAGGUUGCUCUCAUCAUGGAUACAGGAAACAAAUACAGAUUUCUUUGUCUGCCUGGAGCCUUACACCAGAUGGCGACCAAACUAGGUUCUUGGGCCAUAUUUUGGUAAAUAUAGCUAAGCUUCAUAGAGAUAUGUUGGCCUGGCAAUCCAAAGACAUCACUCAAAUGCUGACCAAAGCAAAAGAAAAUGGUGAGUUUUUCAUAGGUAUCAAGAUCACUUUUGAGGGACGCUCCCUUUCAAAGGGAAUGCCGACCAACGCUGAUCCUUAUAUCUUAGUAUAUGCCAAUGAUUCAUCCAUUUCUGAAUCAGAAAGUGUGGUAUCAAGUCUCCAGGGACAUUGGAAUUUUCCCACUGGUGCUCUAGCUAAGCUGAACAGCCACAUGCGGACUUCUCUGUCCAGAAAGCGGAGGAAGAAGCGAUCCCUCAGCAGCCCCCUGCUCCCCCUGCAGAACAAUGAGCUUCCAGGCACAGAAUAUCAGUACAAGGAGAAUGGAGGCUGGGAGAAGAGGAAGCCUUAUAAGACACUCCAGAUACAGCCAGCUGAGAAGAGCAAAAGUAAGAAGAAGCAGAGAAAGGGCCCACACCAGAAAAGUGAGAUGCUGCAAUUUGAUGAGCAGACCUUGAAGAAGGCCAGGAGGAAACAAUGGAUUGAACCCCGUAAUUGUGCCAGGCGAUACCUCAAAGUGGAUUUUGCAGAUAUUGGUUGGAGUGAAUGGAUUAUCUCCCCAAAGUCCUUUGAUGCAUAUUACUGUUCUGGAGCAUGCCAGUUCCCCAUGCCAAAGUCUCUGAAACCAUCCAAUCAUGCCACCAUCCAGAGCAUAGUGAGAGCUGUGGGGGUCAUCCCGGGGAUCCCGGAGCCUUGCUGUGUGCCAGAAAAGAUGUCUUCUCUCAGUAUCUUAUUCUUCGAUGAAAAUAAGAAUGUGGUGCUGAAAGUGUAUCCUAACAUGACAGUGGAGUCUUGUGCUUGUAGAUAACCUUUUGCAAGGGAUUUUCUGAAUGCUUAAUUCAAUUAAUUGUUUUUAAUGGACUUUUUUUUUUGCACUGCCAAUGCAUUUCAUUCCAAAAGAUUUUUAUAAACAAAGGAGAAAGGAGGGAGAGAGAGAGAGAGAGAGAGAGAGAGAGAGAGAGAGAGAGAGAGAGAGAGAGAGAGAGAGAGAGAGAGAGAAGAAAUGGAAGACUUCUAACUAGAGAACUGGAUCUUAGAUUGCCUCUGAAUGUGACUGAAAGUAAGAAUUUUCCUCUUGUGAAUCUAUAUCUUUAUUGUGAAUUGUAAAACAAAAUUUCUGAUUUUCAGUGUUAGGAGGCAUCACCUUAUUUUUGUAAAGGUAAUUAAAUUGAAAGCAGUUCCUGAAAUGUCAUAGCUUGCCAUUCACUUAUGUCCACUCCUCUGGUGGCCAGAGGCAAUGGAGAGCAGUUCUGAGUGUUGAACUAGGCUUCCUACCUUACAGACAUUUUGGAACAAUUCAAUAAGUGCUUAAUAUUCCAAUUGAGUUUGACUUACCCUAAAAGCCUUUGGGAAUCCAGUUUCUACAUAGGCUACUAUACAAAUAAGUGGCUGGAAUAUGUAUCUGAUUGUGUAUACAUGUGUUCGUAUGUGAGCCCGCGUUCCUGAGCAUGUGAAGGCACGCUUAUUUAACAUGUUGCAUCAACUCAGUUCACACACAAUUGCAUGCUGGUAACUCUUAUCCCAUCACUGGUAAAAGUUUUGCAAAAAGUAAAGGGUAAGUUACUAUUUUGUAGCAAGUCAGUAACCACAUUAUCUAAUUAUGUGAACAUAUAAUUGAGAACAUUUCAUUGCACUCCAGAAAAGGAAACCAACUACUACGUUUAAAAAUCCCAAAUAUAAUUCUGUCCCUCUUUUCUGCUUUAUAACGUUCAUUUAUUCUUUUAAAUUGAAUCUCCAAAUUCCUUUUGGAUCCAUAUCCUUUCAGUGAUCCAUGAGCUCACUCUGGCUCCUAAAGUCACCAUUAGAUGUUAAAGGGAAAAGAAACCUAGAAUCUUGAAGAGGUCUCUGAAUGACAGCUUUAAAGUUUAAUUACAUACACGAGACCAGUCUUUGGCUACUUUCAGAUCUUACUACAUCCUGAGACCAUGAAUGGAAGGCUUUGGAGUCUGACUGCUUUAUUGCAACCUCACCUAGAGAAAUCCCAUAGAUGAAGUAUGUAACAUUCAGAACAACUGCUUUUUACACUGCUAUUUAUCAUGCAUUUCUCUCCACAUACCACCAAUGCUGAAACAUCUUAACAUGCUUUUAUUCAGGCUAAAUGCUGCAUGAGGAGGCAUCUUGCUACCUGCACUGCCACUGCACACUCCCAGUCAAGAUCAAUGACCUUUUCACUUGGACCUUCAAAGAUCAUUCCUCUCCAUUCAGCCACUCGGCUUAAGCACUCUCUUCUAGGAUGACCUAUCCUGUUUGGUGCUGAGUGAGUGAAAAAAGGGAUUUAGCCAGGCCGAGACUUCACAUCCCAUCCAGGAUAGGACAUGGUUUAUCCUACUCACCAUAGGGAUGUCCUUCAGGGACUGUUGGCUCUCUGACACGCCAUACUCACCCCCCACCCACAUACUUCUUACCUCAAUGAAAAUGAGCUCUGGCUAACAGCUCCCCUUGCAGUCCUGUAACUGACUAAGAAAAAGUGUCCUUCCUUGGCCACCAUUCCUUUUAGAAUAUAAACUCCUUGAGGGCAGGGACGAUCUCAUUUGUGUGUUUGUGUAAUGGUUUAACCUGAGCCACAGUUCCCUAGCAUGACCCAUGUUGCAGGGAUAUCUUUAGACAGCCAAGUUCUAGAACUCUGUUCCCCACAUCUUCAAGGAGACUGUGAUUUCUGCAUUUGGACACAGAAGGAGGCAGGCCAUGGCUAGGCACUCACUCUUCCAUUCUCCUUGCCUUAGCUGAAAUGGGCAUAUUGGGCUAGAAUUAUGUCUGCCUACUAAACAUUCGACAUUUUCAGUUGAGAGGUAUGAUGCUUUUUAGGGGUUCAGGGCAAAAGCCACUUUCCCUGGUUACUCCAAAGGGGAGGGUAAUAGCGUACUCUGGAACAGCUUAGCUCCCUCUCAUCAAACACUUAGCACACAAAAGAUAAUCACAGAUAUUGAGCAAACAUAUUUAUCCAAGUAAGCCAUAAAAUAGAAAUUGGAAGAGUUACACAGGUUGGGGUAUAAUAUACAAGAGUAAAUGAGCUUUUGAACUCUGAAGCAAGAUAAAAAUCUCAAAUAAAUCAAGGAGAGAAUAAUCUCACUGGAGAGUUACACUUAACAAUCUCUAGGGAUGUGGGAGGAGGUGAGGAGAAAUCAAGGGACAUAUGGGACAGGGAGCUUUCCCCACGUGGCUAUGGCUCCAGGGACUUCCACUGAGCCAUUCAAAUGUUCCUGCCUUGUCUCUUCUUUAGCUUUCUCCAUAGGUUAUUGGGUCAGUGGUCUCUCGGCCAAUCAGAAGUCACCUAUUUGUACCAUCACAGGGGAUGCCCUUUAGGCAACAGUCAGCUUGCCUGGGGCAGAGAAUGUUAAGUUUGUAUCCCUAGCACCUAGCACCUUUCUAGGUUAAGAGCAUUCUUGUCAUUGGCUAGAGAGUUACCCAUCAAUCAGUUUAAAAAAUUGUGCUGCAUAAAAGGUCUAAGAUUACAUCUGUAAAUUAUUCACUCUGGAACUGAGCCCUGAGGAUGGGCUUGAUUGGAAGGAAGGAAACAAGGGUUUAUUAAGUGGCUACCAUGUGCUAGGCACUGGCAUUUACUGACUGGCCAGUGAGUGAGUAGGCACAAAAUUUAUCAUGUAGUCCUUCCAAAGGACCCCAGACCAUGCCUCAUAUGCAUCCACCCACACAUCUUGGCACAUCUUGCCAUCUCUACUCCCCUGCCUGCCUCCACCCCAACACAUUUUCCACCUCUUACUCCAGGAAGAGUAGUCAAAUCUAUUCUACCCACCAUUGCUUCUGUAAAGAGCAAGACAAUGACCUGCCCCAUUGCUCUGUUCACCAUUUCUGUGAGCCCCUAGGAAAAAAAUGCUCCCUUCAGUGACCACAUUCCCUUUUAUUGUUUCCUUCUAUUGGAAUAUAAGACCCUAGACUGUCUCAUUUUUGACUGUGUAGACCCAGUGUCUGGCACAUCACAGGUGCUUGAUAAGUGUUUUUCAUUCAGUUAUGUUGGCCAAUUAGAGAAAAAUAUACCUAUGAGAAGCAGCAAGAUAUGGUGGGGAAAGCACUGGACUAAAAGAAUUUGAGGUCUAGAACCAUCUCAGCCUUUUUAUGAUCCAAGUUGAUCCAUGUACUCAUCUGUUCAGUGAAUUAAAUAAAAGUCUGCUGUGUUCUGGGCACUAAUGUACCUAUUUAACAUGGGCAAAUCAUUUGACCUCUUUUGUCGUUUCUAAAAUGAGGGGGAAUGGGAUAAGCCAAGUAAUCUCAAAAGCUCUUCUAGUUCUUACAGUCUAUGAUUCUGGUUAUUUCAUGUGUACUACAUGAGUUGGGUUAGUUCCAAAUACCCAUAUUUGUAAAACAUAUGCUGAUCUCUCUUGUGCUUUGGAAUGUAGUGAAAGGAAGGUGUGUUCAGAUAGCAUUGUGAAUAACUAGAAACUCCCCACUGAAGGUUACUGUAAAGUGGCUCCUUGGUGUAUAUGAAGGCUGAUACGCUUAUGUGCUGUCCCUAUAUAAAUAUCAGAAGAGUUUAAAGACAGUUCCAGGUAAUAAAUAGAUAAGAGUGCCUAUUUAUUUGUGGAAAAUAUAGUUCAUUUUUCUCUGACAUCAAUUUAAUCUUUCAAGAGAUGAAGAAAGGAAGAGCAAAUUUUAAAGAAACAUCAUUACAAAUUUCAAGGCAAGAGCAAUGGUGCACGCCAGAAAUGUGUUAGUGGCCACUCUAUCAAACUGAAUCCAAGAAAGCAAUAGUAGAGACAAUUGAUAUUAAGUAGGUUUGACCAAAGUGCUUCAGGUUCAGUUAUUAUAGAAAGGGGCUGGUGUAUGUCCCUGGGCUUCUAGCUUGAGAUGGUAAACGCAGAGCAAAUAUUGGAAUCUUUUCAGGUCUGAAGUCUUGUUUGGGAAUCUGGUUAUCUCUAAGCUUUUAUGGGGGUAGACACAUAAAAGGAAUGGUUUUAUGGCUAGAAUAAAUGACUUGCACUUUCUCCUCUUACAAGAAGUCAAAGCCAGUUACCAAACAGCCCCUAAAAUCCAAAUAAAUCCCCAACUAUGUAAAACUAUCUGUCCCAGAUGAUAGAGCAUUUAUUUUAAUCAGCACUUAGCAUGACCAGUUUCCCACAGAGUGAAAGGAAUUUUGACAGUCUUUUGGAAUUUACUGUAAUAGGAUCUGACCAAUGGUAGUUUAUAAACAUCCCCAUCAUUUUUAUCUCUACAAGAUGAAAGGUGUAUGAUAGCUGUGACAGGGCCUUUUGGGAAGGUUGCAAUUCCCAUGGGUGAGCAGGAGACAGAAUGAAGGAAAUGUGUUCUUAAGAACAAUUUCUCCUCCUCACCCCCCCCCCCAAUCCAGCCAAUAUUCAUUUUUAAGUAGGUCAGACGUUUAAACACAAUUAAGGACCAGGGCACACUGCCGCAAUCACAGGUCUUUCCUGAAGAGCUGAGGUAGAGGAGUCUGGUCAGGAGUCUACUGAAAGGGCAAAACCUGGGAGUGUCACAAGGGUGUUUCAUCUCACACACAACAAGGCAUCAGCUGAUGAAUUAGGAUCCUGGACAUUCUUUGGGAUAUUCUCUGCCUCACAGGGUUAGUAUGAGGGAAGUGCUCUGAAAACUUUCAAGUAUGAUCAUGAGGGGAGGAGUUGUGAUUAUUACUGAAGUUACCUCCAUAUCAACCAUACCAUUCUUGUAGUUUCCCAAAGACUUGUGUCUGUCUCACAGGAGUAUAGGGUUCAAAAGGAUUCAGAGACCCAACUAAUCCAAUUCCCUCAUUCUACAGAUGAAGAAACUAAGUGCCAGGGAUACUAAGAUAUAUGCCCAAGAUAAUUCAGGUGGUCAGUAGAAGAGUUAGGAUUUGAACUCAGGUCCUGUGACUGACACCAAGUUCAGCACCCUUUCCAAUGCACAUUUUCCAGCGCUGCCUCCCAGAGAUUAUUGCCAAAGAACCAGGGUCAUCACCUACCACAGGGACUUCUUUUGCUACCAUCUUAAAUCUGGAUCUAAUGUUGUUGAGUAAAAAUGGCUGAGCCACUAUCAUCCUUAGAACCUGCUUUGCUAAAACUUGUAUUAGAAGUGUAGAUGUCACAAGAUCCAGCAUUUUGGAGACUGAACUGGGAUUUUAGAUUCUAAUAGAGACCAUGAUAACCCAAGAAAUUUAUUUCUAGUUAACUAGAUAUAAGUGACAGACAUUUAACCUUAAGCUUUAUUUUUCCUUUAUACUAUUUCUGAAUAAAGGUGUCUAUUGUCAAUCAUGUAUUAAUCUCCUGGGCAAUUGUCAUAUAGAAGACCUAUGUAUCAAUAUAACAUUUUGUGAAUACCCAUAUUAUUCAUUUAUGUAGUCUAUGUGCUUUCAUUUUUCCAUAUUCUGGUGGUUCAUUAAUGAGUAACUUAUACUCCUGUCUAACAAAGAGUAACUAAUGCCUGUACAAUAGUUUCUUCCUGAGCCAAGGCUUGAUUUAAAGAAUGUCCUGAGCUAGGAAAAUGUCUUAAAUUGCUUCUGCUAUUGAUCAGUGAGAAAGCAUGGAAUAAGCAGACAUUUAUGUAUUUUUCAUGGAGAUUUUAUUUUAAUGUAGUUGAUGGAAAAUUAAAUGACAUCAUCUCCUAUAAACCGAAACAAUAACAACAAAAACACACAAGUUCUUGUAAAUGUUUUAACUAAGAAUUUUGUGCUUGUACAGUUUGCUGCAAUUCUAUAUAUAUUUGUAAAUGGAAAGAAACUUUAAAGAUGCUUUUAAUUUAUUUUAUGUCUAUUGCCUUCCUGUACUAGUAAUAAUUUACACUUUUAGAUGUUAAAAUAGAUUGUGUUUCACUGCAGUUACCAAUAAAACGAGAAGGUUCACGUCUUCAGUUAGGUCCAUCUAAAAGACAUACAAAGUGCAGUGAAAAUGGGAAAAACAUUGGGUAUAUCAGCUGUGCAUUAUUUGCAUCAUUUCCCUCUGAUGUUGGAGAACUUUUCACUACAAAUUAUGAAAAUAAUAAAAUGGCUUAAUUGCAA
This is a messenger RNA of Phascolarctos cinereus (koala), 7572 nucleotides long. It is a transcript of the gene BMP3, whose product is annotated as bone morphogenetic protein 3. Gene Ontology annotation, cellular component: extracellular region. Gene Ontology annotation, biological process: osteoblast differentiation. Lineage: Eukaryota; Metazoa; Chordata; Mammalia; Diprotodontia; Phascolarctidae. Gene Ontology annotation, molecular function: cytokine activity; growth factor activity. The record is from RefSeq and is a predicted model, not a curated record.